Trametes versicolor FP-101664 SS1 is the source of this 2140-nucleotide messenger RNA. RefSeq names its product MFS amino acid permease. Lineage: Eukaryota; Fungi; Basidiomycota; Agaricomycetes; Polyporales; Polyporaceae. The record is from RefSeq and is a predicted model, not a curated record. Gene Ontology annotation, biological process: transmembrane transport. Bases 100 to 1956 code for a protein of 618 amino acids. The transcript is spliced from 17 exons. Gene Ontology annotation, molecular function: transmembrane transporter activity.
CUCCCCGUCCUCCAGCUGCUACCGCUUUCUGCGACGUCCCAGCUCACCAAGAACGCGUCCGUACGAUCUGCCUAGACCUCGUUCUCCGUAGCUGCUCUCAUGGCCUCCGCCGCUAUGGACUCCAAAGAGCUUGACCGUGAUGCCACUCCUGCUCCGAGCACUGCUGAUCCCGAGAAAGGGAGGAAGCCCGGCCAGCACUGGAAAUACAACGAGGAACAUGUCCUCCCGAAAAACAACAUCCCCGUCGUAUUCUGUGGGCUGAUGUGCUGCACAUUCCUCGCUGCAUUGGAUCAGACCAUUGUUGCGACUGCUCUCCCUACGAUCGUCGAGAAGCUUGGAGGGGGGAGCGAUUACUCGUGGGUCGGCAGCGCAUAUCUCCUUGCAACCUCCGCCUUGUCUCCUAUAUACGGUAAAAUAUCCGACAUUACUGGCCGCAAACCCGUCCUCUAUGUAUCCAUCCUAAUUUUCCUGAUCGGCUCCGCGUUGUGCGGUGCCGCGCAGAACAUGACAUGGCUAGUUGUGUGCCGAGCGGUUCAGGGUAUUGGCGGUGGAGGCAUCAUUCAAAUGGUGCAGAUUACCAUUUCAGAUAUAGUAUCGUUGCAAGAUCGUGGCAAGUACGGCGGUUACAUUGGUGCAACAUGGGGCAUAGCUAGUGUUAUUGGGCCUCUCCUGGGUGGUGUUUUCACCGACCAUGUUUCAUGGCGCUGGUGUUUCUUCAUCAAUCUGCCCACCGGCGCCGUAGGAUUUGCGCUCCUGUUCUUCUUCCUGCACCUCAACCCCCACCAAGGGAAGACCUUCAGGGAACAUGUACAACAAUUCGACUUCAUCGGUCUAUUCCUGAUCAUCGGUGGUGUUGUAUUGUUGUUGCUUGGUUUCAACUUCGGCGAGACAAAUUGCAAGUGCCAAUCUAUUCGUGCAACAAUCAGGGUCUUAACCGUCUCUUCAUUAGGGGCGACCCCUCAGUGCAUUGCGACUCUCGCCAUCGGAGUUUGCCUGCUUUUUGUCGCUUUCGUGUACGAGUUGUUCACGAAACGGUCUCCUGUCCUCCCUCCUCGGCUGUUCAAGACGCGCACGACAGCUAUUCUCCUGAUCUCGUCGCUGUUGCAUGCCUUCUCAUUCUUCUCUGCUGCAUUCUAUCUGCCAGUAUAUUUCCAAGUCCUCGGUGCUUCUGCAACGAAUGCCGGUGUCCGCAUGUUGCCCUUCUCGCUGGGUGGUGCGGCAUUCUCGGUCAUUUCGGGCCAGCUUACGUCCCGGACAGGACGUUGGAGACCCAUAGUAUGGUUUUCGUGGGCGAUUAUGACCCUCGGGUGGGGUCUCAUGACAAUGCUUGACGAUAAGUCGAACGACGCGGAGAAGGCACUUUACCCCCUCGUUGCGGCGGUUGGUAUCGGCAAUCUCUUCCAGACCCCCUUGAUUGGCCUGCAAGCUGCGAUGCCGCUCAAGGACAUGGCGACCACGACGGCCGCAUUCAUCCUCAUCCGUACCUUGGGCGGCACGAUUGGUAUUUCUGUCGGCCAGGCCAUCAUCUCCAGCGAACUGCGCAAGCGGGUCGCUAAGAUCCCGAACCUCACCAUCGACACCUCGCCCUCUGCCCUCACGCAGAUCGUGCGCCAGAUUCCGUUGAUCUCGGAUCCCGUACAACGCGCAGCGCUUGCACACGCAUAUACCCGCUCGAUCGGCACGAUUUGGCUCGUCAGCACCCCCAUGGCGGGUGUUGGGUUCUUGAUGGUGCUCUUCUUGCGCGGCUACUCACUGAAGCGCAUCGUCCGCCAGGCCGGCGACCCGGCCGCGGAGACAGCAGAGUCGGAAGCUCAGGCGAAGCUUGCCACGGCCGCACCGGUCGCCGGCGUCGAGAGCGGCGACGCGCUCGCAAAGGACGACGCGGCAACAGUCCGGAACGACCCCUCGAUCAACGAGGACGAGAAGACGAGGGAGUCCCCGCGAGUCGAUGUAUGAUUUCCCCAUCGCAGACAUGAGGGGGACGAAGACGCGGCUCCACGAGGAGGCCGCAGGGGAGAGCCUCGGGGCUCGCGAUGAUAGAGAUACACAGUCCUGCGGCGCGGCCCGCCGACAGGUCUUCUUUUUACGAUGUUGUCAUUAUUUGUUUUGAUGUUUUCACGCACGCAUAUGUUACGCACCC